This is a messenger RNA of Polistes dominula (European paper wasp), 3304 nucleotides long. RefSeq lists its product as uncharacterized. The record is from RefSeq and is a predicted model, not a curated record. Lineage: Eukaryota; Metazoa; Arthropoda; Insecta; Hymenoptera; Vespidae. Gene Ontology annotation, cellular component: intracellular membrane-bounded organelle. Gene Ontology annotation, molecular function: phosphatidylinositol binding.
CGAUAAUAAAUCAUAUAAUUAUUUUCGCAAAAGUAAAAAUUGUGUUAUAAUUAAAGUGUAUCACAUGUAAUAUAGCCUUUUAAAAUCAUGCAACAUAAGCCUAAUUAUCUAUAAUUAUUAUAAUGAACUUUCAUAUAUAACUUAAUAAAUUACAUCGUCGACAUGUAAAAAACUAUGAGUAAUAGUGAUUAUGAUUAAUAAAUCAUAAGUAAUGGAAGCUAAAAGAGGUUAACUGAUAUACGGAGGAAACGUGCCGAUAAUCAUGCUAUUAAAAUAAUCCUUGUGACAUGUGAUAAUUUCAAGAAAAUUCCCUUAUUAUUUAUCAAUACUUCCUUCUACCUUAAUUGUGAAAAAAAAAGAUACAUUCGAAAUAAUACCAUGGAUUAUGUGAAAUAUGUUUGACAAAUAAAUAUUAUAAUUAUACAUUGAUAAUAAUUUAAUACUAUUUUCAUGCAAGUGAAUUAAGACAAAAUGUGCAUUGACAAGGUGUUACUAAAAAUGUAAAUGAAAAUUUGUAAAGCGUACAAAGAAUUGUAUUUAAGAUUCAUAGUGAGAAUCAAUGUAAUUAUUAUUUCAUAGAUAUUUAAUUUAGGCGUGAUCAAGAAAAAAUGGAAAAUAUACUGAUAAGCUGGUUGAACAAGAUAUUAUUGUUAUUUUGUAUAACAAGCAUUUUGUUGUGUUUAAUUAUUCAACAAUGGGUUGAAGUUACACCAAUACCUAUAUAUAUUUCACUUUCAUGGACUACAUUUGUCAUGAUCAUGUCAAUAUGGCUUAGCUGCAUUUUACUUAGAUUUACUUUAAAAAGAACUGUGCCAAUUAAUAUAGAAUUUAUUAAGAAAUGGAUUUAUAAAAGACUACCAAAAUAUUUAGAAUUGGAAUAUAUGGACACAGAAGAAAAAGCAAAGAUGUCCAAAUUUGAAAGUGCAUGUAAUAACGAAGUACAUGUAAAAACUACAGAGAUUCAUUACAGAGAUUUUUUAACAAAACAAAACAUUGUAUAUGUUGAAAACAUUAUAAAAAAAAUUAAUAUUGACUGUAUAGAUGUUUGGUAUAAAAAUAUAAGUAUCGAUAAAGCAUUUCCUAAUGAGGCUGAGACAUUAUUAAAAAUGUUAUUAAUGAAAAUAUUCCAAAAAGCUAAGUCAAUAGAUAAAUUAAAGCUUGCUAAUAAACUGGCCGAUGUAGUAUUAUUACAUUUAAAAGAAUAUCGCAGAGCAUUGCGUAGAGUUGAAAAGGGUACUUGUACAAAUCUAGAAGAAGCAUACAGAUGUUUACAUCCUGGUUCCCGAAGUUUACUGACUUUGGAACAUAUAUUUCAUCGUUUGGUUAGCGUUUUAACUCAAGAAUUUUUGCAGUGGGAAUUGACUAGUUCCCUACCUUGUAAAUUAUUAGUAUCUAUUUUAGCUAGAAAACUUUUGACAAUGGUCCAAACGAUUAGUUGUCCUAAUUGGAUGUUUGAAAGUUUAUUAAAAUUACUACAAAGUACGCCAAAAGAAACAAGCAAAGAGUGGACAAAAAAUGAUGACAUUAUUUCUAUAGGAUUGAGCGAUGGUAUAACAUCUGCAGUGGCUACAGUAAUUCCAUGUCCACUGCAGCCUGCACUUUCUAAUAAAUCGAUGACAAGAUUAGUGCAAGAAAAUCAAAAUUCAUCAUCGUCGAUCGAUCUUGAAAAGCGGUCUUUAAGUUUGGAAGGUUUAAAAGUACAGCAUAGGGGUCUUUGGGGAGACAUAAACAUAUCAGAGGUGGACUCAGAGAUCGAUAAUAACAAAAUAUCACCGAUAUAUGAAGAACCAACAGAUUUUGCCACAACUAUUGCAAGACUAAGAAAUUUGUUACAACAAAAGUCUACUGCAACUACACCAUUACGUACAGAGGAAAAAUCUUAUGUAAUAUAUGAAGGUAAUCAAUUUAUAAACUUAUGCAUACCGUGGACAGAAUUUCAUACGACAAUCGAUGGUUCACAGCAAUUAUUAUAUUGCAUUCAAUUUGAUGAUGUCGAGCAACGUGGCGUAGAUUUGUUUGAAACUACAACUGCCACAGUUAAAAGACAACACUCUGAUUUUGUCCAAUUACAUACUUCUUUAGAAGAGAUACCAUCAAUAGCUAAUAUUAUGUCAGAAAUAGAAUUACCAGAAGGUGGACGCAUUGAAAUGGAAACUUAUUUAAGAAAUCUUUGUACACGUUUAGCCAAUGAAUGUCCAACUCAAUUGCGACAUUUUUUGCGACCAAAUAGUAAUGCAGGAAAAAAGGCAGAUAUAGUUGCACCACGGUUUGAUAGAAUUUUAGCUAAAACAGUCAGUGGGGUAUUUAACACUUUAAAAACAGUUGUGCCUAAAUUUGAGUUGGAUUCGGAAGAAGAAGUUAUGCCAUUGCCAACAUUAAUACCCUUAUCCGAUAUACCAUGGAGAUUCGUAGAAGAUAUUAAGUCAAAAAAUUUAGCAUAUGAAUUACAGCAGUUGGUGGCCGAUAGGAUUUAUUAUUGUUCCGUGGAUACAGCAUACGAAGCAGUUGAUAGUAUGGAAGGCAGUGGAGAUUCUGAGUUAAUGGCACAUUGGUGGGACAUAGUUAACACUUCUUACGAUGAAGAAACAGAAGAAUUAGAUUCUAAAUUAUCUUUAACUUGUGUUGUUAUCGAUUUAAUUUGCGAAGUAUUGACUGGUAUUGGAAGUAACAAUGUGUUACAACAAGAAGCUGUUGUUCGAUGGGCUAAAUUAUUAUUUGGAAAUAUAACUGAACCCCUUAUAGAGAAAAUGAUUAUGAGGCUAUCAGACAGUUUAAGCAAUAUGUCCUUUACAUAUAAUUCACAAAGUAACGUCACAACAGAAUCUGCUUUACUUACAAAGGAUAAAAUAUUUGAAAUAUUAAAACAGAUAAUACCGUGUGAUAUGAAACUUAUUUUUGGAGAGGAAGAUACACUGAAGAUUUUUAAAUAUUUACUUACUUCAUAUGAGAUAAGAAAAAUUAAUCUGGAUUUAAAUAUGCACAUUUUAGAUGUUUUGAUGUCACAAUUACUGAUUUCCUGUAGAACAAAUCAUGAUGCAUGUUAAUUGUUGCAUUUUCUGUAACUUGGUAAAACCGGAGUUUAAAAAAGUAUAAGAAAAAAUACACAUAUUUAAACAAUGUAUAAUUCAUGGAAAAAAAAUGAAAAACUGUGUACCUGAUCAUGUAUUUGCAAUAAGAAAUGCCAAGUAUUUAUUUAGUACUAUUUCGUGCAGAGUAGCAGAUAAUAAGGAUUAUGUAUAAUCUGUAAAUCAGUAUAUAUCUCUCUGUAUCAGUGUUUUAUAAUAUAAAUAUUUAAUGAACCAUC